Messenger RNA from Alligator mississippiensis (American alligator), 1552 nucleotides. RefSeq names its product coagulation factor X (gene F10). Gene Ontology annotation, biological process: blood coagulation; proteolysis. The transcript is spliced from 8 exons. The coding region runs from base 39 to 1472 and encodes 477 amino acids. The record is from RefSeq and is a predicted model, not a curated record. NCBI's taxonomy places the organism in Eukaryota, Metazoa, Chordata, Crocodylia, Alligatoridae. Gene Ontology annotation, molecular function: calcium ion binding; serine-type endopeptidase activity. Gene Ontology annotation, cellular component: extracellular region.
GGGGGCGGGAGGGGGAGUGCUGUGCGCAGCUGGGCACCAUGGCGGGCCAGCUGCUUCUCAUCCUGCUCUGCGCUGCGCUGGGGGACCGGCUGGGAGCUCACGGGAGCGUAUUUUUAAAGAAGGAAACUGCAAACACAUUUUUGGAAAGAACAAAGCGUGCUAAUUCAUUUUUUGAGGAGUUCAAGAAAGGGGAUAUUGAAAGAGAAUGUAAGGAGGAAGUCUGCAACAAAGAAGAGGCCAGGGAAGCCUUUGAAAACCAAGAGAAAACAGAAGAAUUCUGGAAUAUAUAUGUAGAUGGGAACCAGUGUGACAUCAAUCCUUGUCAGUAUGGUGGAAAGUGUAAAGAUGGAAUUGGAACAUACACGUGUAGCUGCCUGGAUGGUUAUCAGGGCAAAAACUGUGAAUCUGUUAUACCAAAAUACUGCAAGAUCGACAAUGGAGGCUGUGAACAAUUCUGCAGAUCAGAAAAGAACAACGUGGUUUGUUCCUGUGCUACUGGGUAUGUUUUGGCAGAGGAUGACAAAUCCUGUGCUGCAACAGUUCCUUACCCCUGUGGUAGAGUUUAUAUAAAAAAAGUAAGUCGAAGGUCCGUGAUUUCAUUUCAUCAUAACAUUAGCGACAUUACCAGUGACCAAGAUGGCAAAUCCCCUGAACUCAAUAACAGCUAUGUAACGUUUGAGGAGAACAUCACAGCAUUUACAGAAAGUCCAACCCACCAUCCUCUGAACGAAACAGAUGGCAAGGGUGGGGAUCCAGAAGUGGACACCAGGAUCGUGGGUGGUGAUGACUGUCGGCCUGGUGAAUGCCCCUGGCAGGCUCUUCUUUUAAAUGAACAAAAGGAUGGCUUCUGUGGUGGGACAAUUUUUAAUGAAAAUUAUAUACUCACAGCAGCUCACUGCAUAAACCAGUCCAAAUCAAUUGAAGUAGUGGUUGGGAAAGUGGACAGAAAAAAGGAAGAAGUGAAUGAAGCAACAUACAGAGUGGAAAAAAUAUUUGUACAUUCUAAAUUUGUUCCAGCCACCUACGAUUAUGACAUAGCCAUUUUAAAAUUAAAGGAACCUAUAACGUUUUCUCCAUAUGUAUUCCCUGCCUGCCUCCCCAAUGCAGACUUUGCUAAUGAUAUUCUAAUGAAUCAGAAAUCUGGAACUGUUAGUGGUUUUGGACGCCUCUAUGAAAAUGGACGACUAUCUGAAAGACUUAAAGUACUUGAAGUCCCUUAUGUAGAUAGAAAUACUUGCAAGCUUUCCAGUAGCUUUAAGAUCACAGAAAACAUGUUCUGUGCUGGCUAUAAUACAGAGGCUAAAGAUGCGUGUCAGGGAGACAGUGGAGGACCACAUGUAACAAAAUACAAGAAUACAUAUUUUAUUACUGGCAUCGUCAGCUGGGGAGAAGGGUGCGCAAAGAAAGGGAAAUAUGGCGUGUAUACAAAAGUGUCAAAAUUCCAGCGUUGGCUGCAUAGAUUUAUGAAAUAAAUGGUAACUCCCUGAGAUUUGUUUAGUGUUAUAUUCUAUGCAGGCCUUUGAUCCAAAAAUAAAAUUCAGUUUCCUGAUUA